UCAGAAGGCUCUCUUUGACUUAGAUUUGCCGUUUUGUCUGGAUAUUUCUUGAAUUCGUCAUACUUUCUGCUGCGUCAGUGACGCUGAACCGCGAUGACUGCGACGAUACAUGGUCGUUCUGUGUACGUGGGAUUGGAAAGAGCGAGAUUCGCUUUGUAAACUCAUCGAUUUUAAGUCUAAAUUAGUAGGACGCGUUUACGCGUCACGUGAAAGUGCGCUCAAUUGUCACGUGUUAUCUGUAACACAAGCGUAUUACGGAGGAACGUCGCGCGUUAUCGGGACCGCGUCGUUCGCUCGAGUAAACAUUGCAAUCUCGGGAACGUUUUUCCGAUACGUCACAAGGAGCAUCACGUUAUCUCAGCAUCGUGGAUAAAAUCGUAAGCACACGUAAAAACAGUCGGCAUAACAUUAAUGUUGCUCCGCAUUUGUAAAUAAUGUUUAUGCAAAUAUUGUUUUACACGAAAGAUUAUGCAUCAGGGUCGCUAUAAAUCGAAUCGUUCGUUUUACGACUGGCGACAUAACGUUGUUGCCAGUACGCGCCCAGCAAGUGCUGCCGCCGUGCGAUCAGUCAGUCUACUCGCGAGCAAUUAGCGGUCGGUAACCAGGGAACCUGACGUACCGACGUGCGUGAGAUAAAUUGGUAAAAAAGAUAUAAAUUUAUAUUGUAGGUUUUUUCCAAUUUAUAUUCUAGGCCUUUAUCGAUCUUUAAUUCGCGUGAUUACGCUGCACGAGACGAGACGAGACGUUUGUUGGCAACUGGAACGAAAUCAAAUAGGGCGAGAACCCAGGGGAUUUGCGAGGGCCGGAAGCGCUCUCCUACCAGCCCAACCCCGAUGACAUUUACCCAACUAUAGCCGCUUAGCGAUGGCAUCGUGAUCCCCGAUUUGACUUCCGUGGGUCUCGAGACCUUUCGCCGCCGUUACCUUUCCCAUUUAGCGUUACGUCGAGGGUGGCAAUUACCGUGGCAUACGUGCACGAACAGCCACUACCACCAUCGCCACCCACCCACCCACACAAAAGGGCGGCGAGUGUGCGUGUGUGAAACCAGUGUGAAAAUCGAAGACUCCCAGGCAACCAAAAUCGACACGCGCGCGCGCGCGCGCGAAGAACGAGAAAUGGUCGCCAAAAAUAAGCGACGCUUGACAGCCGUUGACGUAAAAGUCGAUGGUAACAUAAAGGCCCGCGUACGUUCGCGCCACUGUGUUGCGACCGGAAGUCCGCGGAUGAGCCUAAUCGAAAUCCGAUUUGAUGGGGCCUCGAUAAGGGCGAGUCUUAUCUCUGAGGGGGAACCGGGAUCUUAAUGUGUGCACGUCAGUGAUCUCGAUAAGUGAUCUUGAUCUCAUUAUGGAGCAGGCUCACGAUGCGAAGCAGCAAAUCGCCACGAGUCCCGAGGACACGGAGGACAUGCCCGCAGGUCAGCAGGGCCCGCAGGUACCGCGGCGACGGGGCGGAAUCUCGGCGGAGCCGGUCUCCGAGGAGGACGCUACCAGCUACGUGAAGAAGGUCGUACCUAAGGACUACAAAACCAUGGCUGCCCUGAGCAAGGCCAUCGCCAAGAAUGUGCUGUUCGCGCACCUCGACGAGAACGAGCGCUCCGACAUAUUCGACGCGAUGUUUCCCGUGACUUUCCUGCCCGGCGAGGCGAUCAUUCGUCAAGGCGACGAGGGUGACAAUUUCUACGUGAUCGACCAGGGCGAAGUCGAAAUCUUCGUCAACGGCGAGCUGGCGACGACAAUCGGCGAGGGUGGCAGCUUCGGCGAGCUGGCGUUGAUCUACGGGACUCCGCGCGCCGCGACAGUCAGAGCGAAGACCGACGUGAAGCUCUGGGGCAUCGACAGGGACUCCUACCGUAGAAUUCUCAUGGGCUCCACCAUAAGAAAACGGAAAAUGUACGAGGAAUUUCUCUCCAGAGUCUCGAUUUUGGAAUCCCUGGAUAAAUGGGAAAGACUCACGGUGGCAGACGCUUUGGAACCGGUAGCGUUCGACGACGGCGAGACGAUAGUCCGACAGGGCGAGCCGGGCGAAGACUUUUAUAUAAUCGUCGAAGGAACGGCGGUGGUCCUUCAGCAACGUUCGGAAGGGGAUGAACCCGCGGAGGUCGGCCGUUUAGGACCAUCCGAUUACUUCGGUGAAAUCGCGCUACUGUUGGACAGGCCCCGAGCGGCGACCGUGGUGGCCAGGGGCCCGUUGAAGUGUGUAAAAUUGGAUCGGGCACGGUUCGAGCGGGUCUUAGGCCCGUGCGCCGACAUCUUGAAACGCAACAUCACCCAGUAUAACAGCUUCGUGUCCCUCUCCGUCUAAACGGGACGACUCCCCUCGUCCUCUUCCUCUCCAUUCGCUGUCCUGUCAUCGCGCUCAGCGCUGCCGAUCAUCCCCCAAUCUUCGUUUCCGCCAGGGAUUACGUUACUUCGCCGUAUCAUAGUUAACACUUCUUUUUUUUAUUUGAUUAAUAUUUAAGUGAAUUAAUGUAUUACGUCAGCUACCAAAAUCAGAUACGUGUACGUAACAUAUACAUACAUGCAUACAUACACACAGUAUCGUUAGAGAGACGCUGUUAAUAUACUUACCGUAAGGCUAUUUACGCACUGUGUAGCUCGCGACUCGGUGCUGACGCGCACGCAAAUUCAUAUUGACGUUGAUCUCUUCCGCGCGAUCUGUUCCUAUCCGUGUGAGAUUGUCACGUGCACGAGAAACUAUUAUUAAUCCGUUAACGCCCGGGCUCUGUCAGUCUCUGAAUGGAGACCCGUGAAACUAUGAAGCAUUCGAGGCAUCAGAAUGGAAAUUUAGAUCGACCUUGAUUGAUUGUACAAAACGACAACGGACGCAAGAACUUGGAAUGUUCCAACGAGAGAGAGAGUUCAGGCGUUAACGAAUUGAUGCGAUUAACGUAAUGUGCGUGUUGAGUAUAUUGUAAAGCAGAAACUGAUGAUACACGAAAUGGUUCGUCACCGUGUUCAAGCUUGGAGCGACAUUUCUGCGUCGAAGAAGACACACCGGUAUCUAUUCUUAAUCGGCGAGAACGAGAGACGGAUGUGCGCUCGCAUUGUUAACAGAGAAGAUACAGACUCGUAUCGGAAACGUGUUAAAUUAUCUGAGCCGUUAAGGCUUCUAUGACGUCAGAAUCGAAAAAUUGUACAAAAAUUGCUCCCAUUUAUAUUUGAUAGAACGAACGGGACGCGAUCCAUCGAUUGAGGCUCAUAAUUAUCUACUGAUUUAUCGAAGCGAAAUGAAUAAACCGCGAUGCUCGUUCUAAAAGCGUUAUUCUGUCAAAUGUGAAUCGUGGCGUGUAGAAGAAGUAUUCCUUGCAACUGCAAAUAUGUAAAUCAAGUGUACGAGUUCUCGUUUUUGAUGUCGCGACCGGAUGAGUGCGAUGACGAGUCUCGAAUCUUAAAUAUCACUCAAGAGAACCGGCAUCACAUGUGGCGUUUUCUCGUUUACUGUUAUAUAUAUAUAUAUUUUUUAAAUGUUUCUAUGUUGUCUCGUGAACUGUUAAAUUAUUUAACAUUUAAAUUAUUUUAUCGACCAAUAUAUAGCGAAUCGGUUACACAAUUAGCAACGACGGCUGCGAGAUAUAAUGUCGGCCGCGAUUCGCGAUCUGCAAACGCGGGGAAACGCUGUUUCGGCCGAAGUAUUCAUUUUACCGGCGAGAAGACAUCGUCGAAAGCGAAGUCGAGGCGCAACGAGUCGCAAUCUAUGUCUCCUGUAAAAGUGCGCUAGAUUUAGUACGAUGCGACAAAAGCGAGGUACAACGUCUGAAAAUUAAAUAAUUUAUUAUGCAC
This is a messenger RNA of Ooceraea biroi (clonal raider ant), 3779 nucleotides long. It is a transcript of the gene Pka-R1, whose product is annotated as protein kinase, cAMP-dependent, regulatory subunit type 1. NCBI's taxonomy places the organism in Eukaryota, Metazoa, Arthropoda, Insecta, Hymenoptera, Formicidae. Gene Ontology annotation, cellular component: cytosol; cAMP-dependent protein kinase complex. Gene Ontology annotation, molecular function: protein kinase A catalytic subunit binding; cAMP binding; cAMP-dependent protein kinase inhibitor activity. Gene Ontology annotation, biological process: negative regulation of cAMP-dependent protein kinase activity. The record is from RefSeq and is a predicted model, not a curated record.